This is a messenger RNA of Gigantopelta aegis, 970 nucleotides long. RefSeq lists its product as uncharacterized. The transcript is spliced from 9 exons. Bases 174 to 743 code for a protein of 189 amino acids. The record is from RefSeq and is a predicted model, not a curated record. Lineage: Eukaryota; Metazoa; Mollusca; Gastropoda; Neomphalida; Peltospiridae.
UAUUUUAGAUCGGUUCUUCAAUAAUGAAGGUCGAGCUUUGUUUGAUUUUUCGCCUACGGGUACAAGUGUCAAGCAGCAAGAAGAACUCUGUCUGGGGCCUGUACGCAUAUCGAGAUCACGAAACAUAACUUGUUUUCAAGAUAGUAUCACUGGAAGCGUUGUGAAUAUAAAUAAUGAAACAUGUAUUAAUAACUAUUGGUUCUUCUGGUUCUGAACAUAUAAACCGCAAUAUGAUUCCAAAUGGAGCCAUGGUGAUGAAAGUAGAUUUAACAGAAGGAUUUAUAGAAUCGGAGUUGGCCGUAAGGCGACCACAAAGAAUUAAUGGGAACUUAGACAAAAGCAGUCAAACAAUUCUCCAUAUUAAUGAAUCGGAAAACAUCAUGGCUGUGAAUGGAUCCAUCACAGAUUGCAAAAUCAACAUUAACAACAGAAAAAGAGUUAAUAAUUACUUUUCAGUUGAAAAUACACCAUCAUUAGGUACUGAACUCCAAAACAGAUUUCCGAUAGACAAAAGACCACCAGGGGAUUCUAAAGGAUUAUCUCCAGGGUCUUCGUCUAUUUCGAAAUCGGAAAACGUUUUUUAUGUUCAGAAAAAUAUCAACAGCAGCACAAUCAGCAUUGAUAACACAGAAGAAGUCCACCACUAUGCUCUUUCCAAAGAUGGACAACCUUUCGAAGUUUCACUGACACUUGAUCAACUAUCAGUGGGCAACCUCUCCAUUGUAGAGAACCAGAAGUCUUAGAUGUAUUCAUCUGCCUUACAGGAAGAUUUAUACUUGAAGACCGACAAACGGAUCUGACAGGAAAGGACGCUGAUAGAUUCAACUUUUUAUUUGUUACAGAAGACUUCAUAUUAUAUUUACAUACCAAAUGUCUAGAUUUUAUAAAAUAGUGAUACAGCACUUUAAAGGCAUACUGUCACGGAUUUAAGGACCUUAUUUCUCUAAAAAUGGAUAAUAAAUAAAAAUUA